Molecule: messenger RNA, 174 nt
Organism: Pyricularia oryzae 70-15
Lineage: Eukaryota; Fungi; Ascomycota; Sordariomycetes; Magnaporthales; Pyriculariaceae
Exons: 2
Coding region: 1-174 (57 amino acids)
Source: RefSeq, a predicted model, not a curated record
AUGCAUCCCAAGAAGGCUAUGGCCAUUGGCAUGCAUGGCAACAUCAACGAGCCCCAAGCCACCCCUGGUUGCCCUUUUCCGCCAAUGGCGGCGCUGACUGCCAAGAUAGGCAUUUUGGUGUGGAUCGAAUUCGUUCAGCCUCAGUACAACCAGACUUUCCCAGACCACUGCUAG